AUGGAGGAGACGAAGGCGGCUGCGUCCCCGCACCCGGUCCUGAAGGCUGCUCUGGAGGGCAAUCUCCGUCUCCUCAAAGGUACCACAACCAUUACCAACCCUCUCCUCCAGCUCCCGACCUUAGUUUCUUCUCCAUCGAUCGAUGCUAAUGAGGAUAGAUCCUCGAUCGUAUGCUCAGAGCUGGCUCCCGUCGUGGCGGACGAGUGCAUCUGGAUCCGCGUGCUGUGCGUGGCGGUCAUGGAGGGCCGGCUGGACAUCUGCGCCUACCUCGUCGAGGACCUCCGCGUCGACGUCAACCAGCCCAACGACCUAGGUGAAGCCGCGCUGUUCAUCUCUGCAACUUCCAUGCUUCCAGGAAAUUGUGAAAUAGUAGAAUUGCUACUUUCAAGGGGAACUGAUGUGGAUGUUUUCGAUUCUAAGCACGGGACCCCCUUGCAUGCCGCCACUAAUCUUGGUGAAGUUGGCCCGAUGAAGGUUUUGUUGGAGCACCAUGCAGAUCCUAAUAAGGUUUUGGACCUUGAUAGUACCCCACUGAGUAUGGCCAUACAGAAAGAAUCGUUGGAAUGCGUUAAGCUACUCAUUGAGGCUGGUGCUGAUGUGAAUAAGACUGACUAUAUCGGUGUUACUCAAUUGAUGGUGGCUGCAAACAACGGCUUACCUGAUAUCAUGAGGUGCUUACUAGAUGCUGGUGCUAACCCCAACACUGGAGAUGCAUUCGGUACGACUCCAAUUGAGAUUGCUGCACUAAAAGGCAGAAGGAAUAUGGUUGAAAUGUUGUUUCCUCUAACUUCUCCUAUUUCAACAUUGCCGGAUUGGAGUACUGAUGGUAUCAUGUCUCAUGUGAAAUCCUUUGGUUUGAACCCAAGGGAUAAAAAUAAGUGUGAAAAGAGAAGAGCUGAGCUGAAAUUACAAGCUACAGAGGCUUUUAAUAGGAAGGAAUAUCUGAUAGCAGGAGAACUAUAUACUUGUGCAAUGAAAUUCGAGCCUAGUCCUAAAGAUCUUGCAAUCCUGCUAGCAAAUAGGAGCUUCUGCUUGUUGCGCCUCGGAAGAGGAAAAGAUGCUCUCUCUGAUGCUGAUGCGUGCACAAUGGUGAGACCUCGUUGGCCCAAAGGCUACUACCGAAAAGGCGCGGCUUUAAUGUUGCAGGAGGACUAUGAAAAGGCAUCCGAGGCUUUUGAAGAUGGCUUGAAGCUGGAUCCUACAAAUGUUGAUAUUGCAAAUGCUUUAAGGGAAGCCCGGGAGGCACUGAAGAACAACGAUUGUGCUGAGAAGUAA
Molecule: messenger RNA, 1275 nt
Organism: Triticum aestivum (bread wheat)
Lineage: Eukaryota; Viridiplantae; Streptophyta; Magnoliopsida; Poales; Poaceae
Product: protein fem-1 homolog C-like
Exons: 10
Coding region: 1-1275 (424 amino acids)
Molecular function (GO): protein binding
Source: RefSeq, a predicted model, not a curated record